Molecule: messenger RNA, 915 nt
Organism: Setaria italica (foxtail millet)
Lineage: Eukaryota; Viridiplantae; Streptophyta; Magnoliopsida; Poales; Poaceae
Product: germin-like protein 1-2
Exons: 1
Coding region: 51-710 (219 amino acids)
Cellular component (GO): cell wall
Molecular function (GO): manganese ion binding
Source: RefSeq, a predicted model, not a curated record
AAGAACAGUUAGCGUAUCAGUCCACGUCGUGCAAUCUGAUCGGCGACCCGAUGGCUUCAUCAGCUGUUCGUUCGCUUGUGCUCCUGCUGACGAUCGCGGCGGCCAUCGCCGGCGCCCUCUCGGACCCGACGCCGCUCCAGGACUUCUGCGUGGCGGACCUGCAGGCCGCGACGCCGGUCGACGGGUUCGUGUGCAAGCCGCCGGCGUCCGUGGAGGACGACGACUUCUUCUCCCGUGCCAUCGCCGCCGCGGGCAGCACCAGCAACCCGUUCGGUGUCAACUCCACGCGCGCCACCGUGUCCACGUUCCCGGGCCUCAACACGCUGGGCGUCUCCAUCACGCGCGUCGACCUCGCGCCGGGCGGGCUCAACCCGCCGCACUCGCACCCACGCGCAUCCGAGCUCGUCAUGGUGCUCAAGGGCGAGGUCUUGGUCGGGUUCACGACCGCGGUCAACCGCCUCUUCUCAAAGGUGGUCAGGGAGAACGAGCUCUUCGUCGUGCCCCGCGGGCUGCAGCACUUCCAGCUCAACGCCGGCGCCGGGGACGCGGUGUUCGUGGCCAUGUUCGACAGCCAGUCGCCCGGAUUGGUCACGCCCACGUUCGCCAUGUUCGCGACCAAGCCGGCCAUGCCGAUGGAGGUGCUCACCAAGACGUUCCUCAUGGGCGAGGACGAGGUCAGCGCCAUGAAAUCCAAGUUCGCCGCCUUCUGAUCACAUUCAAUAUCACCAGGCCAGCAGCAGCUCAUCUGCUAAUUUAUCCCAUUCAGUCACGUCAGUACAUGUAUUCAUUUGUUUUUCUUAAAUAAUUUUCUUUUCUUUUCUAAAUUCGGUUUUUAUAUGUAUUUGUGUUUCCGCCAAAUUAAGUGUAACCCGAAUGUAAAUGUGAUGAGUGUGUCAAUAUACUACUGCCGUGCCC